AUUCCUCAGAGAGAGAGAGAAGGAGAGAGAGGUGGGGUGUACUCUGGCCUCCUCUGAACACAGUUACAUUUCUUCUUGCAGCUCAGUGACUCACUCAGUCUUGUAAGAAGCUGAUCCACUCGUGUUAGUGCAAAGUUUUCCUCCUACCAGCAUGAGUUUACCGAGACGCAACGGUAGUCUGGAGCUCGGGGAAUGUACCAGGAACCCGGGCUUUCAGGAUGACGAGGAGUCUGUGGCGGACAACAGCAACGCCGUCCCCGUUGAGACGCGGGAGUCCUCAGCAGUCAAACUGGAGACGACCGAGGAGGAGUACACUCAGAUCAAACCGUACGCCGGCAUGCCUAAGGAGGUGCUGCUGCUGUACUCCACACAGGCCCGGUACCGAGUUCCCCGUGAGAUCCUGUUCUGGCUCACGGUGGCCUGCACUCUGGCUCUGGUCGCGCUCACUAUCACGGUGAUCGCGCUGUCGCCGGGCUGUCUGAGCUGGUGGCAGGCCUCCCCGGUGUACCAGGUUUACCCACGGUCCUUCAAAGAUUCAGACGGAGACGGAGUUGGUGACCUGAAAGGUAAGACAAGCCCGUAUCCGGUGUAAUUUGACCCGAUUUUUAAACUACUUGGGCGGCAGUAACUCAGGCGGUAGAGCGGUCAUCCAACAACAGGAAGGUUGGCGGUUCGAUUCCCCCCUAUCCCGUGUCUGUUCGUUAUGUACACGGGCAAGACGCUUAACAUAUCUUGCUCCUGGUGUGUGUGUCCUCCACUAGUGUAUGAUUGUGAGUGUUGUGUGGUGGUGGUCAGAGAGGUAAUAGGCACAGACUGCCAUUCACGUUUCCUUCAGUCUACCCCUGGGCAUCUUGACUACCAAGGUAGUCUACUACCACCAAGGUGUGACUGUGUGAUCGAAUGAAUGAUUUAUCCAACGUAAAGCACUUUGAGGGUCUCUGAUAAAGUGCUAUAUGAAAUCUGAUGCAUUAUUAUUAUUAUUAGUUGGGCUUGUUCAUUGGAUUUAGCCGCUCCAACGCUGGACAGAACAACUAACAGCCCAAAUAUGUGGUGUAAUACAGUACCAUAUGAUUGACAUGCAUGCACAUUCAGACUAGUCUUGGCCGGAGACCUUCUGUAUCCAACUCACCAUCUCUUCGCUCUCUCUGGUCUUCUAGGUGUUCUCCAACAGCUAGAUCACUUUCAGUACCUAAACAUCAAGUCAAUCUGGAUCAGUCCUUUCUACCGCUCUCCUAUGAAGGACUUUGGCUAUGAUGUGGAAGAUUUUCGUGACAUUGACCCACUCUUUGGAACCAUGCAGGACUUCGAUGAUCUGCUGGCUGAAAUGCACAAUAAAGGUCUGAAGUUUUUGGAUACAGAUUUGGUGCCAGGUAUUCUGUUAUGACAAUGACAGGGUGCUCGUCUUGGCUUAUCCUUAUCUCUCUGUUUUUGCCAGGUCUGAAGCUGAUCAUGGAUUUCAUUCCUAAUCACACCAGUGACCGUCACCGCUGGUUCAACCUGAGCCGGACUAGAGAUCCUGAAUACAGUGAUUACUAUGUCUGGACUGACUGCAAUGCAACCGGACCAAAGCCAAAUAAUUGGGUUGGUACUUGAACUGGUGUAUGCUGGGAUUGUCUGCAUCUGACUGUCUGCUCUUCCUUAUACCUGAUCUUGCUACCCCUUCCUUGUUUCUCUCAGGUGAGUAUUUUUGGGAACUCAUCAUGGACUUACGAUGAAGUUCGGGGCCAAUGCUACCUGCAUCAGUUCCUGAAAGAGCAACCAGAUCUGAACUUCAGGAACCCUAAUGUUCGGAAAGAAAUAGUAGUAAGUUAAAGUAAUCACACACUCUUUAUCAGUAUUUUCUUUCUGUAUCCUGGCUAAUCUCCUGUAAAACUAAAAGAGCCAAGUGUCCCAAUAAUCCCAUUUCUUAACAUUUAUUCUGCUUCUGUAGGAUAUUAUUCACUUCUGGCUGCAGAAGGGGGUGGAUGGCUUCAGGAUGGAUGCAGUGAAGCACAUCCUGGAGGCUGCACACUUGAGGGAUGAACCCCAGGUGGACCCCAACAAACCACCAGUGAGUGCUACCUCAACAUGCAUCACACCAAGCCUCCUCACUUUGAAUGCCUUGUAUCUUGAUGAUGCUCCAUUUUGUCUGUAACAUGGCAAUAAAUGAUGGUAAGGAGUGUCUGAUCUGAUUAUAAUGUAACCAACCCUUUUAAACUUGUGUGAGGCUGAGCUUCAGGUCAGCUUUAGGUCAAAUUAAAAUUCAGAGCCCUCUAGUUUGGCUAUUGCCUCGUGGUUUUAUCUGUCAUAACAAGCCAGGAUAGAUGGCUUUGACGUCUUCCGCAUUGUGUCUGUUGUGUAGUUGAGUUUUAGGGUUGUGGACUGUCGGUUGGACAGAAGAGGCAAAAAGAGAAAACCACUGAAAAAACAUAAUGUAGAUAAUAUAGACUCAAUAAGUCAUGAGAAAACUGUAGAUAAAUUAAAUUUACAACACCUGGUGCAGCCCACUAGUUUUUCCAGAGGAAAGUUAACUUACUCAUUACCUGAAUGUGUAAAUUGAGAUUACAUUUGAUACUGCCUCUUUUUUUUUAUAUGCUGAAGAACAUCUAAGAGAUUACUAUGAUUUGCUCUAAUAACAACAAGACCAUAAAACAUAUAUCAGGAAAUCUGAUAUCAGUUUUUGAGGGUCAAUUUUUUACAACACAAAACUUCAGAACAAAUUUCUUUUAGCAAAUAUUUAAUCAAAGCUGUAACUUUAACAUCAUACACAUGUGUUAAAGUUAAACAGUUACUCUUACAGUACUGUUGUCAAAAUCAUGUGGCAUCACACCAGUCAGACAGUGUUGUGGGUGGGAUGCCAGAGGAGACAGAGUAGUGAGUGAAAACAGAUCAAGAGGGGAAGACACACAAGCAGUGGAGGCAAAAUAGAGCACUUUUUUAUCUGUCAAAAUAAUCUUCAAUCAGGAAGAUAAAACACUGAUAAUCAGUUGGAUAAUUGGUCUAACCCCGCUGUUAAAUGAAAGAUUUUUUUAUUUACUCAGCUUCAAUGAUCCUUCUUUACUCUAGAGAUCAGAGUUCAACAUAGUUAGCAGUUACUGCCGUCAAAUCCAGGUGUAUAAAUGAACAGUGAUUUUAUUUUCUAACAUUUACACAAGAAAUGACUUGUCAGUGGUCAAUCAUUUGUUCUGCACUCUCAAGUGCAACUGCUUCCACAAACAUGAUAAACUGCUAAGUGGGAGAAAAGUCUGACAUACCAAAUACAUAAGUGACUGAGAGGUCAGCACAACCUCAAAGUAAACCACAGCUUUGUUAAGCAAUAACUCAUGCCGCACGUGGUCAUAAAAUUCAAGCAUAAUAAGAGUUCUUAUCAGGCAUUACUCAUUGACCUUUAUGAGACCAUGAGUGUUAACUGGGAACUUUGCUGCAGCCUUGAAAAUGAUUCAGCCAAUCAUGAGAGAGCAGGCAUCUGUGUUAUCACUAUUGUGAUGGUGAUGAGGGGACAGUUUUGGACCAGCCAAAAGGUUACUCUCGGCCCUUGUGGCAGCAUGUCAGCAUUUGAGUCAGCGCUGCUCACCUGUAGUUUGUAUUUUGCUCUGUGUUUGUUUCUCUCACCAGAAUAACACUCUCACAACAUAUUCAGAAUAUUGUCUAUCAUUAAAACAGAGUUAAAUUGAAUUUGGUUUAUUCUACUGAGACUUAGUUUUUGCUUAAGCCUGUUGUUCUUUGAGACAUAAGCAAGGCACGAAAGGUCAAUUUCAUCAUCCUCUUUUUAAUCCCUAACACUCCAGGAAGAAGUAACUACAGAGUGGGAUCUCUACCAUGACUACACCACCAGUCAGCUGGGCCUGCAUGACCUGUUAAGGGGGUGGAGGGCUGAGAUGGAAUCCUACAGCAGGGAACCUGGCAGAUACAGGUGGUGAUACGAUGCAAAAGAGUUUUAAUGAACCUGUUUUGCAUGUUUGAACUGAUUUCAACUCUCCUUUGAGUUGUUUCACAUCACACUUCUGACAUUUUUAAGCAGUUUCUCUCUGACAAAAGAAAUGCCUUUUUCUUACAGGCUGAUUAGGUCAUGUGAUAAAAACGUACAUUCUGUAUGAGACAAAGAAAUGCUUUUUGUGCUCACUCUAACUGUGCAAUACACAAAUCUGAUUUUGGCUGAUUGCUUUUGUAUUCUUACAAAUUCUUGGGCUAUGAAAAUGUAUCGAGGAAUACAUUUACAAACUGAGUCUUGCAUGUUUUUGUGCAUCUGUUUCCAUGUUAACAUGAAACCAUGUCUUUUAAUGCAUUUCAGGUUCAUGGUGUCUGAGUCAUAUGAUUACCAUGAGGUUGACAAGACCAUGAUGUACUACGGCACGCCACAGGUCAAGGAAAGUGACUUCCCCUUUAACUUUUACCUGCUGGAUCUGCCACAGAACACAUCUGGCUUGUGGGCUCAACAUCUAGUCCACCUGUGGAUGUCCAACAUGCCUAAGGGAAAAUGGGCAAACUGGGUGGUGAGUCAUCACGGCCGGACUCUUAUAUUAUUGUUUUGACCACUUGAAGAAUGACACUGAUGUAUGUUUCUGAUCCCGAUGGCAUUGAUCUUUCUUUCUUCACUAUUAGGGUAGAAAACAGGAUGAAAUCAGCACUGAUUAGUCAGUCAACUUUGCACUUCUCUUCAUUCUCAAUAAACUCUCUGAUUAGAUAUUGUUUCUAAAUUAUUUUCCUCAUAAUUUUAAAGACUAAAGACUGUGUGUAACUCAACUUCAUCUUUUCAAGCUGAUGUUAAAAGAUGAUAGUAGGACAAAAAGCUCAUAUAUUUUUGAAUUAUAUCAAUAAAUAUGUAAUAAAUUUAAAAAUGGUACCUUAAGGUAGAGGGUGUCACAUGCUUUUGUUAAAUCCCAUUUAUCAGCUAGAAAAAAAAAUCACAUUUUAUUUGAAUACUUGCAUCAGAAAGAUAAAUAACAAUUUUAUAUUGUGGCUCAACUUUUGCUCUGAGAUCAGUGACCAUCAGGUAAUGUUUUUUUCUUCACUGUGUAUCUAGUGUCAGCUUCAAUGACUUCUUCACCGAGAGCACGCCAGCUAUAGACAAUAUAUUUCAAACUACACUAUGACUGUUUGACUAUUACUCCUCUGUGACUCCUAAAAGCCAGUGUUUAUCCACCUCAGCUGGUCUCAAGCUUUCUCUUACUUUAUCAAUCUGUUCCUUAUCCCUCACUUUUUCACUUCACUUCUCUCAAUCCUUUCUACCUUGUUUUCUUUUACCCAGCAUACCUCACUCAUCUCUCCACCUUCCCUUGUAUUUUUCUUACUACCACUGUUAUCAGGUUGGGAACCAUGACAGGCCUCGGAUUGCCUCCAGCGCUGGCCCAAAGUAUGUUAAGGUCAUCAACAUGCUGCUGCUGACCCUUCCAGGCACACCCACCACCUACUACGGAGAGGAGAUUGGCAUGGAGAACAUUAAUAUCACAGACAGCCAAGUACAAGACCCAGCUGGAAAAUACAAUACAGUGAGCACUACUCAAAUAAUAUUUAAAGGCGGGAAUGACUGAAAUGAAGCUCAAAACUUGUUUCAACUUUAAUACCGUUCAAAUUUCCAACCUUGUCCCAGAUUUGGCUUUGUGGGUUUAUAAAAUUGACUACAACACUGAUCAGAAGUAUAUUUAGUUUCAUAAUUAUUCCUCUCCUUUCCCCGCAGAGUCUUAGUCGGGAUCCUCAAAGGUCCCCGAUGCAGUGGAGUGAUGAUACGAACGCAGGCUUUAACACUAAAUCCAAUGCCUCUUGGCUGCCAGUCCAUCCUGACUACAGCACUGUCAAUGUGGAGGUACAGAAGUCGUAAAUUUUGGAUAAAAUUCCAAAAGCUUGCUCAGUCUUAUUUUAUUGAAAUGUUUCCCUUCACCAAUCUUUCAUCUCCAGGCUCAGAAGAAAGACGAAGGCUCUGUCAUAGCUCAGUACCGUUUACUCAACACAUUGCGUCAGACAGAGCUCCCCCUCCACCGUGGUUGGUUCUGCUAUGUCCAUGCUGAUGCCCACGUCUUCUCUUACAUCAGAGAGCUGGACGGGCUCGACCAAGCUUUUCUCAUGGUGCUUAACUUUGGUGAUGAAUCUGUAACCACGGAUUUCUCUUCUGUUAAUGAGUUACCAGGCCAGCUGGAGGUGCUGAUGAGCACAAACCACAUCAACAAUGGCAAGGUGAUGCAAAAAUCUCGGAUCGUGACAGAAGCAGGCGAGGGUUUGGUGAUUCGGUACUCCACCAGCACUCGGUUCAAUCCAAACCACUCAAAAGAGUGCUACAUCUCAGAGAAGGCCUGCUACCUGAGUGUCCUGGAUAUCUUAUACAAGUGCUAACACAAGUCAACAAUCACAGUUUCAGUAUGACUGUAAAAAAAAAUUUUGUGUCUCUUUUGUAGGACACUGUCUCAUACAAUAAAGUUAAUGUUAGAUAUGCCUCUGUCUGCUCUUAUUUUCCAGCCCUAUUGUAAAGACUUUUUUGCAUCUUCUUGCAUGUCAUGGGUGCAGUGGCAGAUGUUCGGGUCACCGUGGUUUCAUUCCUAUUCCCUUCUGAUGGCCUUGCUUUCUCUUUCUCCUGCGUGGAAGCCGAGGAGGCUCCAGUCCAAGC
Molecule: messenger RNA, 6577 nt
Organism: Xyrichtys novacula (pearly razorfish)
Lineage: Eukaryota; Metazoa; Chordata; Actinopteri; Labriformes; Labridae
Source: the annotation of a GenBank genome assembly